Nakaseomyces glabratus is the source of this 321-nucleotide messenger RNA. It is a transcript of the gene YKE2, whose product is annotated as tubulin-binding prefolding complex subunit YKE2. Gene Ontology annotation, molecular function: protein-folding chaperone binding. Lineage: Eukaryota; Fungi; Ascomycota; Saccharomycetes; Saccharomycetales; Saccharomycetaceae. Gene Ontology annotation, biological process: chaperone-mediated protein complex assembly; protein folding. The record is from RefSeq and is a predicted model, not a curated record. Gene Ontology annotation, cellular component: cytoplasm; prefoldin complex.
AUGUCUGCUGAAUUAGGAGCCAAGUAUCAGAGCUUACAGAAUGAGUUAGAAGAGUUGGUAACGGCGAGACAGAAGCUGGAAACGCAAUUGCAAGAGAACAAGAUUGUCAAUGAGGAGUUUGCCACGUUGAAAGAAGAUACAGUGGUGUAUAAGCUUACAGGUAACGUACUUCUUCCGGUUGAGCACGAUGAUGCCAAGAACAACGUCGAUAAGAGGUUGGAGUUCAUCGGUGAGGAGAUCAAACGCUGUGAAGAUAACAUAAGAUCAAAGCAGCAAGAACUAGAGACGAUUAGAGGCCAGUUGAUUAGUCAACAGAAAUAG